Cladocopium goreaui is the source of this 3048-nucleotide messenger RNA. The record is from the annotation of a GenBank genome assembly. NCBI's taxonomy places the organism in Eukaryota, Dinophyceae, Suessiales, Symbiodiniaceae.
AUGCAGAUGCAGAUGAUGCAGAUGAUGCAUCCGAUGCAGCAGAUGCAGCCACGCUUGGUGCUGCAGCAGGCUGUGCUCAAGCAGCCAGCGGUGCUGUCGCAUGCGCGGCCAGCGCAGCCGUGGCUUGGACAGGUGCAUCAGCUUGGUCAGUUGAAUCCUGCACGGCCCAUGGCGAUGCCAGUGGCGAUGCCAACGCCCAUCGUGAAGGCCGUGGUCAAGCCCGUGGCCAGGCCAUUACGAUGGGUUUAUGCUGCCCCUAUGCAGCGCAACCAAAUCAACCAAGGACGCACCAAUCAGGUGGUCCUCCGAUGCCAAGAGCUUGUGGCGACGAAGGUGAUGGCUCCAGAACAGAAGGAGCUUCCCAAGGAGCUUCCCAAGGAGCUUCCCAAAGAGGUGGUGUCCAUGCAGGUGAAGCCACGGCGCAAAGAGCUCCCGCUGAUUGAGGGUCAAGUCCCCAAAGACGCCGGUGUGGAGGGCAUGCACCCAAUCGAUUUCAAAGCGUUUUGGGAGCAGAAUCAGCAAAAUAUGAUUGUGGUCGACCUGCGCGGGCAAGACCGAGCAAGUGGAGCAAUUCCAGGCACAGCACACAUCCCGGCCAUGGAUUUGCUCAAGGAGACCGGGUCGUACGUGGAGAAGUUUCGGCACCAGCCGAUUGUGGCAUUUUUUUUCCAAUAUUCGGCGCAUAGGGCUCCGACGGUUGCCAACUUCUUCAGAAAGAGCUGCCCGUCCAAGCAGCGCGUCGUGGUGCUUGAAGGAGGCUUCAGGGGAUGGGAGGCCCAUGACCUCCCUAUCCAGCAGAUGGAGACGACAAUGUCUCAGAUGGCGUGUGACCAGCUGGCCCUGAAGAUUGGUGGACAUUGCAAUAUCUACCGCUCCUCAGCCGAGUGCUUUCAGCUACCUGAGGCUCCAGACGGGGCCACGGCACUCGGAGGCAGCCUUGGCUUGGAGGCCUUACGUUUGGGACCUGAGGAAAUGUUUCGUUCUGCAGCAACUUCCACAUCUCAACGCCGAGCCAUUCAGCACCGGAUAGCCUUGGCUUUUCUGCGCUUUGCUUUUUCCUUUUUAGCCAUGCAGAUGCAGAUGAUGCAUCCGAUGCAGCCGAUGCAGCAGAUGCAGCCACGCUUGGUGCUGCAGCAGGCUGUGCUCAAGCAGCCAGCGGUGCUGUCGCAUGCGCGGCCAGCGCAGCCGUGGCUUGGACAGGUGCAUCAGCUUGGUCAGUUGAAUCCUGCGCGGCCCAUGGCGAUGCCAGUGGCGAUGCCAGUGGCGAUGCCAACGCCCAUCGUGAAGGCCGUGGUCAAGCCCGUGGCCAGGCCAUUACGAUGGGUUUAUGCUGCCCCUAUGCAGCGCAACCAAAUCAACCAAGGACGCACCAAUCAGGUGGUCCUCCGAUGCCAAGAGCUUGUGGCGACGAAGGUGAUGGCUCCAGAACAGAAGGAGCUUCCCAAGGAGCUUCCCAAGGAGCUUCCCAAGGAGCUUCCCAAGGAGCUUCUCAAAGAGGUGGUGUCCAUGCAGGUGAAGCCACGGCGCAAAGAGCUCCCGCUGAUUGAGGGUCAAGUCCCCAAAGACGCCGGUGUGGAGGGCAUGCACCCAAUCGAUUUCAAAGCGUUUUGGGAGCAGAAUCAGCAAAAUAUGAUUGUGGUCGACCUGCGCGGGCAAGACCGAGCAAGCGGAGCAAUUCCAGGCACGGCACACAUCCCGGCCAUGGAUUUGCUGAAAGAGAUCGGGACGUACGUGGAGAAGUUUCAGCACCAGCCGAUUGUGGCAUUUUUUUGCCAAUAUUCGGCGCAUAGGGCUCCGACAGUCGCCAACUUCUUCAGAAAGAGCUGCCCGUCCAAGCAGCGCGUCGUGGUGCUUGAAGGAGGCUUCAGGGGAUGGGAGGCCCAUGACCUCCCUAUCCAGCAGAUGGAGACGACAAUGUCUCAGAUGGCGUGUGACCAGCUGGCCUUGAAGUGGACAUUGCAAUAUCUGCACUACCGCUCCUCAGCCGAGUGCUUUCAGCUACCUGAGGCCCCAGACGGGGCCACGGCACUCGGAGGCGGCCUUGGCUUGGAGGCCUUACGUUUGGGACCUGAGGAAAUGUUUCGUUCUGCAGCAACUUCCACAUCUCAACGCCGAGCCAUUCAGCACCGGAUAGCCUUGGCUUUUCUGCGCUUUGUUUUUUCCUUUUUAGCCAUGCAGAUGCAGAUGAUGCAUCCGAUGCAGCAGAUGCAGCCAAGCUUGGUGCUGCAGCAGGCUGUGCUCAAGCAGCCAGCGGUGCUGUCGCAUGCGCGGCCAGCGCAGCCGUGGCUUGGACAGGUGCAUCAGCUUCGUCAGUUGAAUCCUGCGCGGCCCAUGGCGAUGCCAGUGGCGAUGCCAACGCCCAUCGUGAAGGCCGUGGUCAAGCCCGUGGCCAGGCCAUUACGAUGGGUUUAUGCUGCCCCUAUGCAGCGCAACCAAAUCAACCAAGGACGCACCAAUCAGGUGGUCCUCCGAUGCCAAGAGCUUGUGGCGACGAAGGUGAUGGCUCCAGAACAGAAGGAGCUUCCCAAGGAGCUUCCCAAGGAGCUUCCCAAGGAGCUUCCCAAGGUGGUGUCCAUGCAGGUGAAGCCACGGCGCAAAGAGCUCCCGCUGAUUGAGGGUCAAGUCCCCAAAGACGCCGGUGUGGAGGGCAUGCACCCAAUCGAUUUCAAAGCGUUUUGGGAGCAGAAUCAGCAAAAUAUGAUUGUGGUCGACCUGCGCGGGCAAGACCGAGCAAGCGGAGCAAUUCCAGGCACGGCACACAUCCCGGCCAUGGAUUUGCUGAAAGAGAUCGGGACGUACGUGGAGAAGUUUCGGCACCAGCCGAUUGUGGCAUUUUUUUGCCAAUAUUCGGCGCAUAGGGCUCCGACGGUCGCCAACUUCUUCAGAAAGAGCUGCCCGUCCAAGCAGCGCGUCGUGGUGCUUGAAGGAGGCUUCAGGGGAUGGGAGGCCCAUGACCUCCCUAUCCAGCAGAUGGAGACGACAAUGUCUCAGAUGGCGUGUGACCAGCUGGCCCUGAAGAUCGGGAAGGAUGUCUCGAAGGUCAACUGA